Lineus longissimus is the source of this 3267-nucleotide messenger RNA. RefSeq names its product calcitonin gene-related peptide type 1 receptor-like. Lineage: Eukaryota; Metazoa; Nemertea; Pilidiophora; Heteronemertea; Lineidae. The transcript is spliced from 12 exons. Gene Ontology annotation, molecular function: G protein-coupled peptide receptor activity. Gene Ontology annotation, cellular component: plasma membrane. Bases 725 to 2386 code for a protein of 553 amino acids. The record is from RefSeq and is a predicted model, not a curated record. Gene Ontology annotation, biological process: adenylate cyclase-modulating G protein-coupled receptor signaling pathway; cell surface receptor signaling pathway.
AUUGAUAACGCUGAGAUACCAGUAUCUUACCUGAUCAUAUUACCACAGGCAGCACCGCGGGACGCUUUGUAAUACAGAUACGGCAUCAAAACAUAUGGAUGGGCACACGUACAAUACUGGCUCUCCAUUAUAAAGACACAAGGACAACGUUAACACUGAUCGAAUAGGAAAUAGAAGAUCUGCACUUUCUGGGGACUGAAUCAAGGACUUUUAAGAGAUUUCAACAAAAGAGGAAAGACAGGCGCGGUCACGAACUGGACGCUUCAGACAGAGAGCUAGGUGGAGAUCACUUAAUUGGAUACUUUCAGAAUUGAAACGAUCCUCGAUCACGUAGAAACUGCCACUGAGAUUUUCCCAAACGCUGCCGGUGGCGCCUGAUCAACUUGGCUGACAAAACACUGUGUGGUUGGAUAACGGAACAGGACGGAGGGGAAAUAAAGGAGGCACUACAUGGUGCCAAUAUCUUAUUUUUCCACCUGAGGACUUUCAUCAUCUUUAAGGACAUAAUUAUUGUGACCUGACAUCAUCAGAUUAGCGCUGCCUAGCGCUUCUGGAUAUUGAUAACGGAAAGGGCUGGAGACGAAACCUUCUGGGGCCAUCGCUCGCUUACUGGACCAAAGUUAACCGUCACUUUCUUGGCCAGGUGCACGAGGAGAGUAACACAAUUUCAGUAGAUUUAGGAGGACUCUCGGGGAGAACUAACGACAAGAGAAAAGGCCAAAUCAUGAUAUUUGCUGCACUGAUUCCUGUAAUAUUUGCUCAGAUUGCCUCAUCCGGCGGUGAGAGUGAGACUUACUGCCUCGACAGCUACGGGAACUUGACACAUGAUGACUUCAUCACUUGGACCUGCUCAAACUGUGUCCCGAUCCUCUUCUUCAAGAAUGAUCUGCCCAUCCAAGCCAACUUCAAUGUAGGACCGAAUCUCUUCCUCAAAGCGAAUAUCAGCGUGCAGUAUACGCCAACAGUAAAUGACCCUCCGAAUGUAGAGGUGUGCGAAAAGUACCUUACACCUGAUCAAUGUGCGCAGUGGUAUGAGUGUUGCGCGGCAGCGAAACAAUGCUGUGAGGUCCAGCUGCAGAAACCAGUUCAAAUAGCAGAGAAUACUGAUUUCUGUCCGGCAGUUUGGGACGGUGUGGACUGUUGGUCUGCAGCCAAGGCGUCGACACUCUCACGUCAUGAGUGCCCAAGCUACUACGUCGAUGACGACCUUGUCUCGUCGGAACCGAUAUCAACCAAGAUAUGCUCCGCAGGGGGACACUGGUACUCUAGGCCAAAUUCCUCUGGCCGGGCAUGGACCAAUUACACGAACUGCUUUUAUAAGAAAGACCAGACUGCCAUCCUGCUUAGCAGUAUCUACGUGAGCUUCGCUUUCCAUCUCUUCAGCUUAGCAUCACUAGUAAUCGCCGUGGCACUUUAUGCAGUCUUUAGGUCCUAUCUCCGACGUGAUGAGAAGGGUCGGUGUAAAUUCAAUCUGAAUAUCAACCUGUUCAUAGCAUUCAUCUUCAUGGGCUUAGCUACCAUUAUAUAUGAGCCCAUCUAUUAUCUUGACGCCAUCGUAAACUUGGAGGACAACCGCCUGGAUGAAAAUACAAUAGAGUGCAGAGUCCUCAAGGUCCUAAUCUGGUAUUUCCGAAGUGCCACGUACUGGUGGUUAUUCUGUGAAGGGCUGUACCUACGAGAGGUGCUCAUAAAUCCCAUCGGAGGCAACAAGUCCAUGCUCAAACACAUCAUUAUUGGAUGGGGACUUCCUUUCCCACCAACGAUAGCAUGGGUGGUGGCAAGAGUGAUGACAGCCAACGAACGCUGUUGGAGUGGUACAGCUUCGGCCCACCUUGACUACAUUGUGGUCGUUCCCAACCUGUUGGCACUCUUGUUGAAUCUGAUAUUACUGAUCACCGUCCAAGUGGAACUGAUGAGGCAUUUUGCUGACACAAAUGAUGACGAUGUGGUAGAUUUAGUAAGACAAGGGAUCAAAGUGACAUUCAGUUUGAUACCAGUGUUUGGAGUCCAGAUUCUUGUCCUCAGCUACCGGCCUGAGGACUGGUUACCAUACGACAUCAUCGCCAACAUUGUGGUCGGGAUCCAGGGGUUCCUGGUGGCGCUUAUGUACUGUUUUCUUACGAAAGAGAUUCGCAAUGCCUACCAGCGGUACAAACGUCAUGCAAGGAUCUCCAUAUCAAAGAGCAGUAGCAAAGGCACACAAUCCUCAAGACUCAGUACAUCCAUUGCAGGUUCCUCCAGUGGCAGAAAUGCCUCCGUUCCAGACUCAUUCCCAAUGCAGAACACUAGUGGGGGAACAACACAGAAUGAGCCCAGAAAUUCAAGUGUAUGGUACAUUCAGGAAGCCCAGAGUGCUGGGAACCAGAAUACUGUGAUUGCACUAUAGUGAUGGGCUUAACCUAAAACCAAGUACGAGUAUUUGCAACCCUUGUACCACAAUCACCAUUCAAACUUGAAAUCAUGUUUAUGACUAAUCACGGUUGUUGUCGCAUUUGAAAUUCAUCAAGUAAAUGGAAGGGGUGAUGGGUAAUUACAUAAACUGUAAUGAACACCCCUUCUAUAUCCCUGAACAACAGCAAAAGCAGUCAAUGUCAUUAGUUACGCAUGAAUUGUGCACGAAAACAUGUUUUUAGGCUUGAAUGAGAACGAUGGACAUGGUUGUGAUACUUCUUAGUUUAUGGAAGAGGAUGCAGAGCUGAUGAGCUCAGGUAAAAUUGGAUUCUAAGUAACAAUAUACCUCUAUUUAUUUACCAUAUGUUUAUAGCGAAUUAGUGACGAAUUGUCUCCUGAAUAUAGUGAAGAUGUGACAGAGAUUGCAGGAACUAAACUCUGCAUUACCUGAUGCACAAAGAGAACCUCUACCUGAAAUGCUGAAGGAUUAAAUGUGGCCUGUACAGUCUACUUUUAUAGUGCAAGCCCAGGUUUAAUGUAACAUCAAGUUGCCACUGCAACUCUCCGAAUUAAUUAUAAUAAUUAUUCACAUAUUUUGUAAGGCCGGGUUUACAUAUGAUUCGACAAGUGACAACAUGAAUCGUAUACCCAGCCUUACAAAAAAAAUGUGUAAUUAUUUUACAUAAUAAAAAGUCACAUAAUUUGCAGCCGCUGAUGGCUGUUUUUGGAGUUCAGUUCCCAUCAAUGUUGACAUAAGUCAUAUAUAUUUAUGUACAAAACAAAUGUAUAGUAAAUUCCCAUAUAUAUUGGCUCUUAUGAAUAAAUUAUUUUUAUCAAUGCAUGCUUUUUGUUUUUAAAACAACUCAACAGGAUAAG